This is a messenger RNA of Alosa sapidissima (American shad), 2280 nucleotides long. RefSeq names its product fatty acid 2-hydroxylase (gene fa2h). The record is from RefSeq and is a predicted model, not a curated record. Gene Ontology annotation, biological process: fatty acid metabolic process; lipid biosynthetic process. Gene Ontology annotation, molecular function: iron ion binding; heme binding; fatty acid 2-hydroxylase activity. Gene Ontology annotation, cellular component: membrane; endoplasmic reticulum. NCBI's taxonomy places the organism in Eukaryota, Metazoa, Chordata, Actinopteri, Clupeiformes, Clupeidae. The transcript is spliced from 7 exons. Bases 382 to 1494 code for a protein of 370 amino acids.
UUGCACAGGAAAUCAACUCACCAUUCAAGAAGAAACGCACCAUUGAAAUAAGGAAGUUGGUUGUUGCUUUGCAUUUAUUUGAUUAGAUAUAGGCCGAAAAAGCCAGGUUCUAAGCUACGUUUUAAAACGACCAAUCGGAACAAUGUAGUAGAGUUCAUCUAUCCUGAAUAGGAGCAACAAGUGCAUCCAUCCAACACUGGACUUUGGGAAAAAGCUUCCUCAUCAAUCAUUAAUGAGAUGCUAAUGACCGCGGAGCGGAGUUCAGCCGACUAGAGGGUGUGUGCUGGGGGAGUUGGUUUGCGGAAGGUGAAGGACUCUGUCAACUGGGAUAUUCGUCAUAAGAAAUACGAUCAUUUUUCGGACGUGAGAAGGACCGCAGACAUGUCCCCAUCCGUGUCCCCUCGUUUUCUCUCGAUGAAGGAGGUCUCACGACACUGCACUAAGAACUCAUGUUGGGUUCUGUUGGGGACACGGGUUUACGAUGUGACGGGCUUCCUAAGAAUGCACCCCGGUGGCGAGGCGCUCAUCCUGCGCCGCACCGGGACGGACAUCAGCCAACAAAUGGACGGACCCCCUCACCGGCAUUCAGACAACGCUCGGCGGUGGUUGGAGCAAUACUACAUCGGGGAACUUGACAAGGAUGGAGAUGGUGAUGACACACAGGCUCCCAGGCAAAGGAGGAAAGUCAAAGAGCCCCCAGUGGAGGAGGAGCCAACAGGAAUCAGCAAAUGCAGCAAAGUGGACCUGGAGACGGAUCUGGUGGACUGGAAUAAACCCCUGGCAUGGCAGGUGGGUCAUCUUGGGGAAAAGUAUGACGCGUGGGUGCAUCAGCCUGUUGACAGGCCCAUUCGCCUGUUUGAGUCAGAGUUCUUCGAGUCCAGAACCAAGACCUCAUGGUAUAUGGUCCCAUUGGUCUGGAUCCCACUGGUCAUCUACAUGACGUGGUACAGUUGGAGUCUUCUGGGCCAGGAGAAAACCAAACUGCACAUCACUUCAAAUUUCUCCAUCCUGCUGCACAAGUACAGUUUCCCCGCCAUCUUCCUGCUGGGGAUGUUCCUGUGGUCCCUCAUGGAGUACUGUAUCCAUCGCUUCGUGUUCCACAUGCGGCCGCCUGCACACAACUACUAUCUCAUCAUGAUCCACUUCCUGCUGCACGGACAACACCACAAGUCUCCGUUUGAUGGAUCACGUCUGGUGUUCCCUCCUGGUCUGGCCUCGUUUGUGGUGGGGACGUUCUACCUGACCCUGCGGGCCUUGUUCUGUGAGGGGCUCGCCGUGUCUCUGUUUGUGGGGGGCCUGUUUGGGUACGUGGUCUAUGACAUGAUCCACUACUACCUGCACUACGGAUCCCCAAGCAAGGACUCCUACUUGUACAAUCUCAAGGCAUACCAUGUCAAGCACCACUUUGAACACCAAACAGCAGGGUUUGGAAUCACCACCAAAUUUUGGGACCACCCGUUUAACACAGUCAUCCCAUCUGAAGAGGCCUUCUAAGGAGAGCUACAGAGACAACGCAAACACACACACACACACACACACACACACACACUUACUCUACGCACCCUGCUUCCCUUCACGCUUUGCUGUGGCUACAUUCUUAAUACUCUAUAAAAAUGAGGGAGAUGUCAGCCGGCCAGUCACAUAAGUGGGGCAGUGGCUUGGAGAGGGUCGUUUCAUGUUUGUAUUUAACUGAUUUUGGAUACUGUAAUGGACAAAUAUUUUUUUAAACAUAUGAAUGUUGUUUGUAUGAGAAUAUUUUUAGCACCACCAAAUGGACCCAUCUUAUCUUCAUCCAUUUGCCUAUGGAUUGAGAUGUUGUGUGUGUGUGUGUGUGUGUGUGUGUGUGUGUGUGUGUGUGUGUGUGUGUGUGUGUGUGUGUGUGUGUGUAUGGGUGUGUGUUUUAUCUAUGUAUGUGUGAGAGAGAGUUUUAGUCAGUGUAUAUCAGAUAAAUGUGGAUAUAUGCUUGAAUAUGGAUGUGACUGUGAAUGUGAUUUUACGAGUGUUUACACAGUGUGUAUGUGUGUGUGCGUGUGUGUGUGUGUGUGUGUGUGUGUGUGUGUGUGUGUGUGUGUGUGUGUGUGUUAAAGACAGAAGCAGGUAUUUGGAAGUGUGAGAGGGAGUGUGAAAGUGGAAUGAGGGAGAGGUCCUGUCGUCAUAGAAACAGGAGGAGAGUUGGGUUCUGAAGCUGGUCUGUGGAGAGGCCUGUAGUUCUGUAUUUCCUGUUUGAAAAUGAUCCAGAAAAGAAAGAAAGAAGAAAUGUAAUAAAAACAAAUUUACUAA